GGGAGGGCCAAUUCUCCCGUUUGAAACUGAUCACGUGGCAAAUUUCAAACGAAAACUACUCAGGCGCUGAUUGUCUUGUUUUACUACAUGCAGAUAGACGUCUGGCAGAGAUAUCUCACAACCUCGAUCGCCCGUUUUGUAGGUUGCGAUUGACUGACUGAUUGAAAGAAAGACUUAUGAAAGGGGGGGGGAGCCCAGCAAUCUUUUUUUUGUUUCAAAAUGAACUACAAACUACAUUUCCCACAAUCCUGUUUAGUAGGAAGUCCAGUCCGUUGGGGGGACUACAGGAGGAGGAAAUGAAGUGGGGGUUGAACUGAAGCGGUUUUUUAAAAUUAAAUGAAAACUGGACUGUCUGAAAAAUGUUGCUCCAGGCACUUGCAGAAACAUCCUCCAUUUUCUCUGUAAGUGGAGUCAAGGAACGGAUGAAAGAAAAGAAAAAUGGUGUCUUAAAGACAGCAAAGCUGAAUGCUUCUCUUGCAUCAAAGAUCAGAACAAAAGCAAUAAAUAACUCCUCUAUAAUGAAGGUCUCCCUAAAACAGAACAACAAAGCGUUAGCUUUGGCUCUCAGUGCUGCAAAGAUAGCUGCUCAAAGGCUUACUGAAGACAAAAUGCUACUGCAGAAAGAAGUGGAGUUGUGUCACUUUGAAAAUGCUUCCCUGCGUCAAAAGCUCUCCUCUGUGAACAAGUAUAUUGAUGAACUGCAGCAACUUAUGAACAACCAGUUGCAAACUGCAUUCAAACUGAGCAGACCUCCUGAGAAUGGCUCCUGCUCUUUGUUGCUAGAUGCUGGAGGACACAGUUGGAUUGACAAUAUUACAGGCAACCAGGAUGGGGAGAACUGCCCAAGUCGAGCUGCGCCAGUGUCUAUGAGAAUUCCACUGUCUCAUGUAGAUGAUGAAGAUGAUGAAAAUGGAAGAGGCAAAGGAACUGGCAUCUCCACACACUUGCAAACAGUUCCUUUAGGUAUACCAGCACCUGCUUGUGGCGAGUCUCAGAAGAGUGUGCCCACCUCCAUUGUGGAGAAGCCCCCCUCUUCUCAUCUCAUGGAUGUAGUAUUGGCAAGCCGUGAAAACCAUGGUCACACAUUUAGCAAAGUGGAUGGCACUGCUGUGGCACUUGACGGGGGGACAAUUUUUGGAGACAACCUUUUGAGAGCAUCACAGAAUUCCAGGAGUUGCUCGCUGUCUGCCAUGAAUCAGAGUUCUCCUCAGCAGUGUGAGGUGACUACAAGACCAUGCAGUGACAGUAUGUUGUCAUGUGGGCACGUGACCAAGAGAAAGAAACGCAGAACAGGCUUAUCAGCUACAUUUGGAGAUGAUUCUCAAAUGGAGCCAUCGGAUAGCAUGCCACUUGGUGACUUGCAGUGGACAAAGGAAUCGGAGCUGGCUGCUAAAGAGUAUCUUGAAGUUAGUCAAGUUGGUGAGCUUGUGACCCUGAACACCAAGAAUAAACACUCUGAGAAGAUCAAAGCCAAUAAAAUCAAAGCUGUAAAAAAAUUGAGCACUGGGACCGAAAGCAGAGACUUUUCCACCAGCCAACCUAAAGUGCAUUUGGAUAAUUAUAACAAUGGAAGAAUGGAUACUUCUGCUGCAAUCCAAUGCAAAACCAAUGAAUCAAGUGGUACCAAGAUAAAAAUUCCCAAGCCUGCAUGUCACACUGAAGAUUCACGUUGCGUGGAUUCUCUGGAUGAAACAGUGCCACUGGACAGCCAUGGUCAGAAAGAGCAGUAUAGUACCAACCCCCGAGAUAAAACCAUAAGGAGCAGAAGAACCUAUGUAGUGGACCAGAUUGCUCCAAACCAUGUAGGUGACUGCAGUGCUUUGACCGAGGAAAUUAAAAAAAGAACAUUCUUGGAAAAAAUGAAGAAUCCAGAAAGUCAGUUCGAAAACCCAGAGACUAGCUCAUUAAGCAAUAAAAUACGAGAUGCAAAAAGCUAUGCCUGCGGUGUGACACAUACUUCCCAGUGUUCUAAUAAAUCCAAGAGUUGCAGAAGGACCUAUGUGGUGGACCAGACUGCUCCAAACCAUGUAGGUGACUGCAAUGCUUUGACCCAGGAAAUAAAACGAAGAACCUUUUUGGAAAAAAUGAAGAACCUAGAAAGUCAGUUCCAAGACCCAGAAACUAGCUCAUUAAAUAAUAACAUACGAGAUGAAAAGAGCUUUGCCUAUGAUGUGAAGCAUACUUCCCAGUGUUCUAAUAAAACCAGAGGUUGCAGAAAGACCUACGUGGUAGAUCCAGGUCCCCUAGAUCAUAAGAACGAUUGUGCUCCUGUUGCACAUGAAGCUCAAGAAAAGACACACUUGGAAAACCUAGAGGAUCUAGGAAUUUGGUUUCAAAGCCCAGAGCAUAGCUCAUUAAACAAUAAAACAUCACUGCUUGCUCUUGGUACACAACAGUUGGUUAGUUUCAAGAAGCAGAACCCAAACCAAGAAGCAACUCUGGAUUUGAAUGUGAAGCGUAAAAAAACAAGGAGAAAGACCCAAGAUAUUGGUGUAUCACAGGAGAUCAAUGAGAUGGAGAUACAAAGCUUAAAUGUUAAUAUGCACUCUAAAAUUCAGCCUCAAGAAAAUAAAGCUAAAAAAUGCCACAAAGGCAAAACAGCUAAAGUGGGCAGAGACAGCACCCAGAAAGAGCAUUGCAGAAGCAGUGUUGAUGUGUUUGGUCUGAGUGGAAGUGCUCAAAGAGCCAAUAAAAAGAAAAGGAAGAACUUGAGAGUUAGCUGUCAAUCAACAAAUCAAGCAGAUGCAGCCUCAAUUUUCCCUCUAGGAAGUGCACAAUCUGCAUUUCAAGAUUCACUGGAUGAUUCUCCUUUUGACAGUGUCCAUAGGAACUCUGCUAAUGCUAUUCCAAAGAUUCAGGAUUUUUUGACUACUGAGAACAGCUGUUCUUUAAACAAAAGAAAUAGCAACUCCUCAAAGAAGAAAUGUUGGGGUGCCAACCACCAUGAAAUUGACUUGGAGAAAAGGGAAGACUCCACGCUAAGGUUAAACAAGAGAAUAUCCACUGUAAAUGAUGUGACAGAAGAGUGUGCAGUUUCUGUCUUUGCUCUUCAAAGUCCAGAGGGAUGUAAAACCACUUCAGCAGAUCAGGCAGGAUGUAGCUUUCUCAAAGUUCCAGGUUCCAAGUCUUGGAGAGAUUCUUUCCUUAAGAAUGUUAUUGAGGCUCCACUUCUGGCUGAUUCUGUGGCUUUAUGUCCGACCACUCCUGAUUCUUCUGCAGGUGGUCAUUCUAAGACCUUCUUACCUGGUUCUUUUAGCUCUGGUCGUUCACAUGAUGCACUUCAGACUGCUAAAGAUCAGGUGAGCCUGGAAGGAUACUUUCCUUUGCCCCAAACCUCAAUAGCCUUCAACAAAAAGGAUACUAAGUGGGCAGCUUCUGACAGAUGUGAGAAAAAGACAGUACAAGCAAUUCCUGAAACAUCACUACAGAACAUAGCACCACAAGGAAAUGGGAACAAGGUACUGAAAGAUUUGACCAAUGCCAGCCGAGUUUCCUGCAAUUCCGUCCCUCUAGAAACAUGUUCAAAACGCCCAAGUAGACGGAGACAAAGAGACAUUUGCUACGCAGAGCCCAGGCUCAAUAGCAAACUGAGGCGUGGUGACCCUUACACAGAUACUGACUUCCUUAGCUCCCCUUUGUACAAAAUGAAAAAUAAGAAAUUGGCUAAAGGAUCUGGAAAGGCCAAGAAAACCAAAGAGGAGGAAAUUCAGCUUAGUUUAGAUUUCACAGCUGUUCCUUAGGAAUUGUGUUACUCUUUUGUAUAACUUGCAGGUCAACAGUAUUUCCUCUUUUUUAAUUUAAUACUUCCAUUUCAAAAAUAAAAAUUCCUCCCCAAAUUUGCACUGAAUUCU
This is a messenger RNA of Rhineura floridana, 3851 nucleotides long. Its product is annotated as shugoshin 2-like. The record is from RefSeq and is a predicted model, not a curated record. Gene Ontology annotation, cellular component: chromosome, centromeric region. The coding region runs from base 360 to 3740 and encodes 1126 amino acids. NCBI's taxonomy places the organism in Eukaryota, Metazoa, Chordata, Lepidosauria, Squamata, Rhineuridae. The transcript has 9 exons.